This is a messenger RNA of [Torrubiella] hemipterigena, 2135 nucleotides long. The record is from the annotation of a GenBank genome assembly. Lineage: Eukaryota; Fungi; Ascomycota; Sordariomycetes; Hypocreales; Clavicipitaceae.
CCAGCACGCAAUGCACCUCCAGUAACUUAAGCCCUGGGCGACUUAAUAAAUCGCCAAGCGCUGUCGCCGUGGUGGCUGAUAAGCGAAAGCGACGUCCGGCAGAAUAGCGCUGAUCCGUGGGGCUUAUCAUCUACUUGAACAUUCUGACCUUGACCCUACAACAACGAACCUUGAUCCGCGUCAGGCUGGGUUUAAACAGAUGACCACUGCCUGCACCAAUGUCGACACGUGCGCAAUCUGCUAAAGAAUGGGUUUGCCCAACUUGCGGCAAGGAAUUCCAUCACAAUACUCACUGGAGACGUCACCAAGCCAAUCACAAUAACCCCAAUCGGUUUCAAUGCAGCCAGUGCUCCAAAACCUUUGCUCGAGGCGACGUAUACAAAAAGCACAUCAUACGAUGCGCAAAACACCAUGGCUCCUCCACGUUAGCGACAUGCGCGAAGCAGCAGACAACCGCCGAUGUGGCGCGGAGAAGCCGCCCCAGCAAGCCUUCUGAAGCUCCCAAACUCGGCCCGCCAUUGUCGUCCAUGACAUUCCUAUCUGGUCUUCUCGAUCCCAGCAAACCCACCAUACAGCAUUAUCUCAAUUCUACCAACAACGGAGGCAACUUCAAUGACGAUGCCCCUGACGAGCCAGACCCAAGUCUUCCUCACAAGCCGCCUCACCCAACGCCACUGGCAAUGCCCAACUUCAAUGAGUUUCGAGAUCUCUUCCCACCUUGUGUGGAUUCCAUGUUGGAUGAUAUUAUUGACAGCUUUGACCCCAAGCAAAACUCCGACUUGUUGUCGCCUACCAGGCGCUCACCGAUACCAAUCUUCUCUGACGACGUGGGUUUCGAUAUGCUAACUCGCAUGUCUGACGAUAUUGUGCGUGAACUGCAUGCCUUCCACCGGACCCUGCCAGAAACAGAUGACAAAAACUUCGACGUCCACCAGGCAAGAGUAGUACUAUGUGCAGACCAUCUACGCGCAUUUUGCGCCACCUUUUUUCGCAUAAGCAUCAUCUACGUGCCAAUCAUCCACUAUGCUACCUUUGGGAUGUCAGACACUUCCAUGAUACUUGUGCUUGCCGUCGCCAUCACUGGCGCAUUCCGCUCAACGCCAAUCAAUCACGCUCUUUUAGCUAGGGGAUACGGCGAACUGGUGGACAAGUACAUCUUGAGCAAACUAGAACAGCUGAUUGCGUCAGAGCAACACCUUACACCGCAAGGUUUACAAGUUUUGCAAGCUGCUCUUCUCGUCCAACACCGUCUUAACAUGGACAGUGCGUUCCUCAAAUCUCGCCUUCAAACAAUUCCCAUACUCAUUCGCGCGCUGCGGCACUUUAAAUUGCACGAGCUACAGUACCAACCCGGCCUGGAUUGGCAGCAAUUCAUCACUAAUGAGACAAUCAUACGGGUCGGUACCGGAAUUAUAGCCGCUUCUUGGAACCAUUCUUGGAUGUUUUAUUAUCCACCACAAGUGUCUAUUGGCGAGGUUACAUGCAGCUUCUUGCACUCCGACAAACUGUGGAACGCCUUAGAUUCUACAUCUUACAUUUUGAUGAGAGAAGCGUUGGGCCAAUCUACCGUUGCGCCCUCUCAGUACUCAAAACUAACUACGUCAGUCAAAUAUUUAGUCGACGAGUUGAUGGCAGAUGAGUUUAUAGAUAUAGACGACAUUUCAUUUGAUGUAUUGCCUGUCGAAUAUCUGUAUACCGCGGCAUUGGCGCUGCUAACAUCGAGCAUUACGGCUUGCCAAAUGGAGAUUGUUGAAGCUGCAGCUCCUCAGCUGCUCCGUGCUCUUGGAAGAUGGCAGCUGCUCUGGGAAAAGGUCAUGGCGCCGCUGAGUGCCAGCCAGAUCUCCAAAAUUGGGCUCGCUAAACACUCAAACGACUACUGCAUCAUAGCACGCGCGCUGCUCCAAGCUCAGCUGCAGCAGGUGAAGCAUCCUUACUUUGACAGCAUCGGGCAUGGCUCACCCCACGUACUGUACGAUUUGAUGAAGGAUUUGAGUACUUCAGCUUCUUUUAUCUAUUAUAGCGAAUAGUAAAAGCUACAAAUUUGUAUUUUACAGUUUGCAAGAUACUCAAUAAGGCCCAAAAUAUCACAUGACUUACUCAGUACCUCCUGAUACAUACUAGCUAGUAAGAGGCCU